This is a messenger RNA of Ectocarpus siliculosus, 896 nucleotides long. The record is from the annotation of a GenBank genome assembly. Lineage: Eukaryota; Phaeophyceae; Ectocarpales; Ectocarpaceae.
AUGCUGGCGAGGAGAGCGAGGGGUCGGAGCAUAACGACAGCGGCGCAAGAAGAGAGCGCAGAAGCCUCGGAUGCGAGCAGCGGCGGCAGCAGCAAGCAGGAGGAGGAGGAGGACGGAGAGGAUGUCGUCUGGGCACGGGCAGAGCUCCCAAUGAGCAACGACGUUCAAGUGGAGCAAGCAACUCGUGCGGUGUGGCAGGCUCUCUCUGACGGCAAGACUCGCCAGAUUUUGAGGCUGUCCCUCCCUUUGAUCGGGAAAACCGAGAUCGACGACUGGCCGGGUGGGGAUCGACAACGCUACAAGGCCUGUGGGCCAAUGGUGGAAAGCGUGCUGCGUGGAAAUCCAGCGGCAAAGGAAGGCGCGUCGAUUGUGGAGCAGAUUCUUGACGAGUCUGACGCGGUGGGGCUCAUGCAGCUGCAGUGCAAGGAGGCCAAAGACGACGCCUCCGUCAUGAUUUUCCCGACAACGGACACUCUCUCCUUGCAGCAACAGGUAGCGGCGGGCGCCGGCUCCCGGCUCGUGGCGCUCGUCAAUCCUGCAUGGAGGUCCUCAUCAGACUUCGGGCUGUUCCAGGCCGGAGAAGCAAAGGAGACGCUGUCCGAGUUUGAGGUCACCUACUCGCUCCAGAGCCUGGUAGUCUACGGUUACACGCUACGGCUGCUGUACUGCUACCCUGGCCCGUGGAGGCUCUUCCUCAUCGGUGAAGGCAGCGGAAAGCGCGAGCUCCUGGGUUCUUGGGACCAAAGCCCGCCAACAAAUGAUCAAGUGGAGAGCGCGGUGUUCGACAAGAAGGGAAAGCCGAACGCGUCGGAGAGGGUCCAGGCUAGCGCAAAGUUUUUCCAGGAUAGCAUAUGAUGUUUGCGCUACAAACCGCGUCACGAUAUAUCCCGAGGUUU